AUGGCGACAACUGUUGAUUUUCAUGAGGAAAUAUCACAAGAUACUACGGGCAGCCAGGCGCGGCUGCAGAUGUGCCUGGGGCCUCAGCUGGCGGUGCUGCGGCUGGCGGGCGGCUGGGCGCCGGCGGCGACGUCCGCGUCAUCUCGGCUGUACGGCGCCUACUCGACCGGCGUGGUGCUCACGCUGCUGGCCUUCGUCGCCAGCCAGGUGUCCGCGGCGCGCCACUUCUGGGGCGACCUGCUCAACGUCACCAUGAGCACCUGCCUCAUGUUCACAUACUCCAUGGCCAUCGUCAAGGUGAUCGUCUUCCUCAGGAUGAGGAGCUCUGCUGAGGAGCUCAUUCGGGAGCUCAACAGCAGCAUGGAGCGGUACGGGCGGCAGGUGGGAGGUGCGGCGGGCGUGUACGCGUGGUGCACGCGCCGCAGCCGCUUGGUGUCGCUGAGCCACGUGGGCAUGGGCGCCGUGGCGUACUGCUUGUGGGUGGCGGUGCCCGCCGCCAUGGGCCGGCGCUGCCGGUCCGCAGACUGCCGCGCCACCACCGCGCUGCCCGCCGUCGUCUGGUGCCCCUUCCCCUUCACAGAGUCGCCGGCCUACGAGGCGGUGUACGCUGCCGUGUCGGUGGCCAUGUUCUACGGUUACAUCCUGACCACUACGCUGGACGCGUUCUUCUUCACGCUCAUCAUCUAUACGGCGGGCCAGCUGCGUGUUCUCAACCUGAUGGCCAGGGACCUCUGCGCUCGCGGCAGCCUGCGCCAGAUGAACGCGCGUCUCGCCGACUGCGUCUCCUACCACAUCCACAUAGAGAGGUGCGUGCAGCGGCUGGGGGCCCUGGUGGGGCCCAUCGUGCUGGGCCAGUUCCUCGCCGACAUCGUCACCAUCAGCGCCGCCACCUUCGUGGCCACCGUCUCGGAAGCGGACUCGGUAUGGCUGCUCAAGUUCUCGUCCUACCUGCUGGCGAUCGCGGAGCAGCUGCUCCUCUACUGCUGGUUCGGCAGCGACGUCGCUACUGAGAGCGAGCACCUCCAGCUCGCCGCCUACAGCAGCGACUGGACGGCGGUGCCCGCGCGCUUCCAGAAGGACCUCUGCAUCCUGCUGAGCCGCGGGCAGCGGCCGCUGCGCCUCGCCGCCUACAAGUUCUACUCCAUCUCCAGGGAGACCUUCCUCAUGCUGAUGAACACCGCCUUCUCCUAUUACGCCGUCCUGAGACAGCUGAACGGCAACUGAGGGUCCUACAGACGUCGCCAGUAACCACUCCACUGGCCCCACACCACGUCAGCAGAGGGAGUGAGGCAA
This is a messenger RNA of Schistocerca gregaria, 1293 nucleotides long. Its product is annotated as odorant receptor 82a-like. NCBI's taxonomy places the organism in Eukaryota, Metazoa, Arthropoda, Insecta, Orthoptera, Acrididae. Gene Ontology annotation, biological process: sensory perception of smell; detection of chemical stimulus involved in sensory perception of smell. Gene Ontology annotation, molecular function: odorant binding; olfactory receptor activity. The transcript is spliced from 8 exons. Gene Ontology annotation, cellular component: plasma membrane. Bases 1 to 1224 code for a protein of 407 amino acids. The record is from RefSeq and is a predicted model, not a curated record.